CAGGCCCCCAGAAAUCGAGAAAACCCUUAAACAUCCAUCAAGAAUUUGCAUGUCUUCGUUCGUUUGCGCUGAAAAUGAAAUAAACAACUACAUGAGCCACGCCAUAAAUGUCAAACUGAGGAAUCUGCAUUAAGUCUUAAGCACUCUGCCGAUUAAAAUACCUCGAGUAUCCUCACCAGACAGAUUCUCGCAGCAACCGUGUUUUAAAGCCCCAACUGUUUUCAUUCCGAUAUUGGGAAAAUUUUCAAGAGAAAAAUGUCGAACGAGACAGCCACCACAAGCAUACAGUCCAAGCAAACCGUCUCCAAGGUCCAGGAGUACAAAGAUACUCUGAUCCAGAUGACAGAGCUGCUGGUGACCAGGCGCUUUCCGGAGAUAAUCGUGCAGCUGAACGAGCUGCUCACAACCCCCAUGUUCAAGGAGCGCAAUGUCGAAGAGAUACAUCAGGAUGUUAACAUACCGGUCCUGCCGCCGGAUCUUGUACAAAAUCAUAGCGAUAGCAGUGAUAGCGAUAGCGAUGGCCAUGGCGAUGACCAACCGGAGAAGAAGCGUGCUCGCAACGAUAUUGUGGUGGGGUGCCCAGUACUGGCGCUGCCAAGCGGCUCCGUGUCUUGCAACCAGUCGAUCUGCGAGAUAAUCGACGUGGUCAAGCCCAAGAUCCGCGCUCUGAUAGAGCAUGCCAAUGUCUUGAAAAUGUGGAUAUCGUUCAUGAUACCGAAAAUCGAGGACGGCAACAACUUUGGCGUCUCCGUCCAGGAGGACACUCUCACCGAAAUUCGAGCCGUCGAAUCGGAUGCGGCCACCUGGUUCUUCCAGAUCUCGGCCUACUUCCGCUCGCGUGCCAAGAUCGUGUCGAGUCUGGCCAAACAUCCGUACAUCGAGGACUACCGACAAGCCGUCACCGAGCUGGACGAGCAGGAGUACCUCAAUCUGUGGCUCGUGGUGUCCGAGGUUCGCAACCACUACUCCUCGCUUCACGAUUUAGUCGUCAAGAACUUGGAGAAGCUUAAGAGGCCGCGCAACGCGAACACCGAGAGCUUGUACUAGAUAUAUCGAGGAUGUAACAUCUAAAACUAUAAGAGAUCCUUCCAAAAGAGUAAUAAUAACAAUACAAUUCAAAGUAAAGUUAAAAGUUAAUUAAUUAACCCAUUAAUAAUUAUAAUAACGUACGUCUCGUGUCUAUAAUGUCUUGUGGCUAAAUGUCUGCUUUUUUUUUGUUAUUAGAUCGCUGCUAGAGCGAAUUGAAUGGCUGCAAAGAACUUAAUCUGCAAUGACCAGGUACAUCAAUGUUUUUUUAAGUUUUAAGAUGUUUUAACUUAGACAAAACAAAACCGAAUUUACCUAUAUUAAGAGGAUUUUGGUUUGGAAUAACAUGAUAUUAAAUUAUUAAUACAAUUAAUGAUAAGUACUACUCCCAGCUGCUGGUUAUUUAUCUAUUCCAUUUCAAAUUUAAGUUUCCAUGUCAUUUGAUUGGAAUUUUAAUGACACAUGAUACAAUUUUUUAAUGAAUCAAAUGAUAUUGAUUUCCUCAGAAUAAGAAUAAUAACAGUACAGAAAUUGAUUUCCAUGAAAACAUUCAUAAAUUGAGCCAACUUUUGUUGAAAGAAACCUUUUGUUGUGGAAGUUGUUUUUCUUGCAAAUUGUUUCUUUAUGAUUCUCUUCCGAGACUGCUCGGUUCUAAAAAGUGGU
Drosophila pseudoobscura is the source of this 1689-nucleotide messenger RNA. Its product is annotated as proteasome activator complex subunit 3-like. Gene Ontology annotation, cellular component: cytoplasm; nucleoplasm; proteasome activator complex. Gene Ontology annotation, molecular function: endopeptidase activator activity. Gene Ontology annotation, biological process: positive regulation of endopeptidase activity; regulation of proteasomal protein catabolic process; regulation of G1/S transition of mitotic cell cycle. The record is from RefSeq and is a predicted model, not a curated record. NCBI's taxonomy places the organism in Eukaryota, Metazoa, Arthropoda, Insecta, Diptera, Drosophilidae. Bases 256 to 1047 code for a protein of 263 amino acids. The transcript has 3 exons.